GUCAAUAAUUUGAUUUUCUUGAUAUGUAUUUGUUUCCAAGUUCCUGUUUUGAUGUGCUCUAUGGUAAUAUUUUCAAUUUAAAAGUUGAUAUUUCCUUUUUUAUUGUUUCUUGUUAUGCUCAAUUAUGAUUGGAGUUACCGGUUUUAAUUUUUAUUUUUUUCCCCUCAUAAUAUUUUGAUGUUUAGAGAACUAAAAAGGCUUUUUAAAUGGUCUUUGACUAAUGAUAUGUUAACAGUAUGAUUUUCUUGACAUGAGUUUGUCUCCAAGUUUUUAUUUCCAAUGCUUGUUGGCUUCCCUUUUGUAGACUCCAAUAGUAUUGUUUUCAUUUUGAUUGGAUUUUUUCUUGUUAUGCUCAAUUUUAUUGGGAUUCUCUAUUUUGAUUUUAUUAGUAUUAUUUUUUGGCUACUUAUGUUCCUAAGAUGAAAUCUUGAAAUCUACUUUUGUUUUCUGAGAUUUUCUAAAUAGCUUUUGUUUCAAGUCUGUAAGGGGUUGUUUGGUUGGAAACAAGUUAUCCCGGGAUUAGUUAUACCGCGAUUUAUCCCAAUCGGGCGUGGGAUAGACUCAUCUCAAAUAUAAUCCCGGGAUUAGUCAAAUAUUAUCCUUAUCGCUCGUACCAAAUGAGCCCUAAAGAAAAAAGAGGUUGUAUGUAAUCUAUGGAUGAAUAUUCAAGCAAAAGAGCUGGUAAUAAUGGGCUUUACGUUCCCAAAAGAGGUUUGAGGGACAUAGCUGACAGCAGGGAUGAAAAUGUUCAGUUGUGCUCCCGAUAUGGAUGCAGCAGCAGCCGGUUCAACUCUAUGAAGAGCCCGCAAGUUAGAAGUUCAACAGAGAAACCAAGACCGCUGCGGUCUUCUUUCACUUCUUCAAAUGGAAAAGAAGUUGUUGGAAGUAGUUCAUGUAGGACAUCAUCUUCUUCAAUGCCUAAUUCUAGAAAGUCACUCAAGGACGAGAAGUUAGAUUCAGCAAUUCGAGAUACUGGAUCAAGUAAAAUUACGAUGACAGAAGUAGGUUGCUCUAGUGGAGCUUCCAGCAGUAAACCUCGUAGAUUAUUUAGUCCCAAGUAUUCCAAUCAAAAUAGUCCAGUAGGUCCCACAAGGGGCACUGCUAGUGGGGCUGGAUACAUACCGAGAAAUCUAAAAUGCAAUUCUUCAGGCUCAGAUGUCUCUCCCCAGAGUUGUUCGACAACGGAUCCAAGAUUUAGUAGAAGGGACAUGGUAAAAAGAAGAAAUUCAGAAUGUGAAAGCACUUCAUCCUCUAAAGGGAAGAAAGUAAGUGAUGUCAUUCGUCCGACUCGUGGUAUCUCAAUUUCUGAUCCAAGGAGUAGUAGAAACUUUGAUAUUAGGGAGGAUAGUCGAAAUGCUGUAUCAGUAAGGACUCGUAGGUCAGUGAAUGUGCCUAGGUUUAGGGAUUCAAUACGAGAUUCAUCAUCUCAGCCCGAAUAUCCAAAUCUUGGUCUGCAGUCAUCGAGUCAAUUUUUCUCAGAUGCCUCUUCAAGUGAUUCAAGUGCUUAUAGUUUUCCUGGAAAUGAUAUUGAAGAUCUUCCCGCUGCAGUGUCCGGCACUUCUACAGAACUUGGCAUCAACCAAUUAAUGAACCGUGAUGCCUUGCAGCGAUAUAACAUGGAUGGAGUUGCUCAGGUAUUGGUGGCGCUUGAGAGAAUGGAACAAGAUGAAGAAUUAACAUAUGAGCAAUUACUUGUGUUGGAGACCAACUUGUUUCUUGGUGGACUUAACUUCUACGACCAGCAUAGAGCCAUGAGGCUGGAUAUAGACAAUAUGUCCUAUGAGGAAUUAUUAGCUCUCGAGGAGAGGAUGGGGAGUGUUAGCACAGCUCUGUCAGAGGAGGCAUUGUCAAAGUGCCUCCGGAAAAGCAUUUAUCAUGCUAUGCCUUCAGAAAUAGGGGAAUUUGGAAGCAAUGGGAAUGAAGAUGAGGUCAAAUGCACGAUUUGUCAGGAAGAGUAUGUGAUUGGAGAUGAAAUAGGAAGGUUGGAAUGUGAGCAUGGGUAUCAUGUGGAGUGUGUAAAAAAUUGGUUGAAGCUCAAGAAUUGGUGUCCUAUUUGCAAAGCUGAAGCAGCUCCAUCUUAGGUUCAAUAGUUUGCCCAUGUACAAGUUCAUCACGUUGGAGGGAUGGGGAGAUGUUUCUGUUCAUUGUUUGAAUUUUUUUUCCCUUUUGUGUACAUAUAAAGUUCUUGUCACAUCAACCAAUAAACCCAAGCCAAGUACAGGCUUUGUGGUGAUAGCUGAUGAACAUUGAUAUUUAUAUCCUUAAAUCCUUGUAGUGUUUUGUAAUUCACUUACUGGUGUUGUCA
Lycium ferocissimum is the source of this 2305-nucleotide messenger RNA. Its product is annotated as probable E3 ubiquitin-protein ligase RHG1A. Gene Ontology annotation, molecular function: ubiquitin protein ligase activity. The transcript has 6 exons. The record is from RefSeq and is a predicted model, not a curated record. Lineage: Eukaryota; Viridiplantae; Streptophyta; Magnoliopsida; Solanales; Solanaceae. The coding region runs from base 654 to 2081 and encodes 475 amino acids.